Molecule: messenger RNA, 4412 nt
Organism: Oncorhynchus gorbuscha (pink salmon)
Lineage: Eukaryota; Metazoa; Chordata; Actinopteri; Salmoniformes; Salmonidae
Gene: kifap3a
Product: kinesin-associated protein 3a
Exons: 21
Coding region: 173-2554 (793 amino acids)
Biological process (GO): microtubule-based movement; cilium organization
Cellular component (GO): kinesin II complex; axoneme; ciliary transition zone
Molecular function (GO): kinesin binding
Source: RefSeq, a predicted model, not a curated record
UUCUAUGCAUUUGCCGCUUUGCAUGCUGGGAAGGGAGUCUCACCCUAGCAACAGCAAGAUUAUAAACGAUGCGAGUUCUCAAUUUUAGCUAGGAAACCGUUUGACAAUUCAGACGUUUUGUUUACAUUUACAGUGAAAGAAAAUUAAAUGUGAGUUUUCCAUAAUUCCCGAAAUGGACAAACUGCAGGCAGAAGAUGCACGGUACUUGAAAAGGAAAGUAAAACGGGGGAGUUUGGAUGUCCACCCGACAGAGAAAGCCCUCGUUGUUCAGUAUGAGGUGGAGGCGACUAUCCUCGGCGAAAUGGGGGACCCGAUGGUUGGAGAACGCAAGGAGUGUCAGAAAAUCAUCCGCCUUAAAAGCUUAAACGCCAACACAGACAUCACCACCCUGGCUCGCAGGGUGGUGGAGGAAUGCAGGCUCAUUCAUCCAUCUAAACUUCCAGAGGUGGAACAACUGCUGUUCUACCUGCAGAACCGCAAGAAGCCAGACAAACAAGAGAAACAUUCGCCCAGAGACCUCACACCAUUUGAGGGGAUGGAGCUGGAUGAGGAGGCCAACAUCAACUGCAUAGAUGACUAUGUGGAGCUGCUGUAUGAAGACAUCCCAGAGAAGGUCAGGGGAGCCACCCUCAUUCUCCACCUCGCCCGCAACCCUGACAACCUGGAAGAGCUCCUGCAGAAUGAAACGGCCCUGGGAGCUCUGGCCAGAGUCCUGAGGGAGGACUGGAAACAGAGCGUUGACAUGGCAACUACCAUUAUCUACGUCUUCUUCUGCUUCUCCAGUUUCUCCCAGUUUCAUGGGCUAGUGACCCACUAUAAGAUCGGAGCCCUCUGUAUGAACAUCACUGAACACGAGCUGAAGAGGUACGACCUCUGGCAGGAUGAACUGCAGAAGAAGAAGAAGGCUUAUGAAGAGGACCCUGACAACCAGAAUGUGAAGAAGGAACAUGAGAAAGCCUUGAAGAAAUACCAGGGCCUCCUGAACAAGCAGGAGCAGCUUCUACGAGUGGCUCUGUACCUGUUGUUAAACCUGGCUGAGGACACACGCACAGAGCUGAAAAUGAGGAACAAGAACAUCGUCCACAUGCUGGUGAAGACCCUGGACCGGGAGGACGAGGAGCUACUGGUGCUCGUGGUCUCCUUCCUCAAGAAACUCAGCAUCUUCCUGGAGAACAAGAACGACAUGGCAGAGACACAUGCGGUGGAGAAACUGGCCAGGCUGCUGGCCUGUGAUCAUGAGAACCUACUGAACACUACCCUGCGUCUGCUCCUCAACCUCUCCUUUGACACAGGCCUCCGCAGCCAGAUGGUUCAGGCUGGACUCAUCCACAAACUCUCCUUAAUGCUAGCUGACGAGAAGCAGGGACAGCUGUGUAUGUGCAUUCUGUACCACAUCAGUGUGGAUGACCGAUUCAAGUCCAUGUUUGCCUACACAGACUGCAUACCACAGUUGAUGAAGAUGCUGUUUGAGUGUGGUGAGAGCCACAUGGAACCUGAGCUCAUCUCCUUCUGCAUCAACCUGGCUGCCAACAAGAGGAACGCACAGGUCAUCUGUGAAGGUAAUGGUCUGAAGAUGCUGAUGAAGAGGGGUCUGAAGUUAAAGGAUGUUCUUAUCAUGAAGAUGAUCAGGAACUUGUCACAACAUGACGGACCCACCAAGAACCUCUUCAUAGACUAUGUGGGUGACCUAGCGGCUCAGAUGGGAGCGGAGGAGAGGGAGGAGUAUGUGAUAGAGUGUCUGGGGACUCUGGCUAACCUCACCAUCCCUGACCUGGACUGGGAACUGGUGCUGAAGGAGUACAACCUGGUGCCCUACCUCAAAGACCACCUCAAACCAGGCUCGGCAGAGGAUGACCUGAUCCUAGAGGUGGUGAUCAUGAUAGGGACGGUGUCCAUGGAUGACUCCUGUGCUGCCACGAUGGCCAAGUCUGGCAUCAUCCCUGCUCUCAUCGAGCUGCUCAACGCCCAACAGGAGGAUGAUGAGUUUGUGUGUCAGAUUGUCUAUGUGUUGUACCAGAUGGUGGUCCACCAGGCCACCAGGGACGUCAUCAUCAAGGACACACAGGCUCCUGCCUACCUCAUUGACCUGAUGCACGACAAGAACGCUGAGAUACGUAAAGUCUGUAACAACACCCUGGACAUCAUCGCUGAGUAUGAUAAGGAGUGUGAGAGAAAGAUCCAGAGUGAGAAGUUCCGCUGGCACAACUCCCAGUGGUUAGAGAUGGUGGAGAACAGAGCCAUGGGAGACGACGGAGAACCCUUCAUGUUUGGAGACGAUGGGGAAGCAUUCAUGCACAACGGAGACAUUCUGGAGAGACCCGACCUCUUCUACACCGCAGAUGGGAUCAUCCCAGCAGAUGGUACCAUCAGCCCGGAGUUCUUCACAGACUACCAGAACGGAGACAUUGGCCAGGCUGGAGGCUUUCCCGGCAGUAUGAAUCCGGAUAUGUUUGGGCAGUCGACGGUGACCCCUGGACAGCGCCCUGCCACGACCUACGGCACCCGGCCAGACGAGCAGUUCUUCUACAGCUACGCUGGUGCAGCUUCCAGAUGAACCAGACUCUGCAGCAGAAUGCCCUCAUAGAUAUUCUCCACAUGGAUGAAGUUGGAAUAGUCUGCAUCAAUGAACUGUUCAAGACCCUGCAGAUCCUAAAGACACAGAGACGAUGAUUUCCAUGGGUUGUUAUUUUUUAAACAGUCAUGACUUUUAAGGAUACUAAGAAGAUGAAAAGGUGUGUGUGUGUGCAUUGUUUACUAUACUUGUGAAUAUCAAAAGUUGUCACAAGAAUAGUAAACCAACUAGGAUCAGGGAAAGUUGUAGUUUGAAUGGGAAUCAAUUUGUUGGUCCUCACAAGUAUAGUAAGACAUAGCUGUGUGUGUGUGUGUGUGUGUUAUGGUAAAGGGUACAGUGUGUGUAUUGACUGACUGAUUUGCAGGUUGGGGCCAGGUUCUUCUUAAUAUGAGGUAGAGUGAUCUCCACCAAGGCCUCCUGAAAGAUCCUCUUCCUCACUGUGCUGCUGUCGUAAUCAUAUUGCUGAAACACACACACACAGGUAAUUAGCAUAUAACAUGUAUUUUGAUCCGUGCUUGUCUCAGUGAGUUCCUCUUAAUAAACAGAGGUGUAGUGGUGGAUAAAAAGCUACCUUGAGCACCAUGUGCCUGGACUUCUCCAUGGCAGAGCCUACAUUGUCUGUGCUGUUUUCUUUGGCCUUGUAGAGUAGCAGCUCAAAGGAGUACGCUGCAUUUUCAAUCAGCUGAAACAGGGCACGGGGAGGAAGUUAGCCUCAGUGGCAUCAGUGAAAACAAACAAAGAAUAAACUGCCAGAAUGUCAUCUUGGUUAAAUGCCGUACAAAUCAAUGUUAGAAAGGGUUCAUGAACAGUAAAUGGAAGACCUGCAAACUUUAAGCUGAUGACAAAUGACAAUGCUGCAGUUAAAGACACAGAGUGAAUGACUUCUGUCCCCUGAUUUCUACCCACAACUAAAGAGUUAUGUAUGAGUGUGUUGUCGUUGCCCCACCUUUAAGGUCAGGCUUGGUUUAUUUCUCCGAUCCAAUAUCUCCCUAUGAGCCAAGACCCAGCCUGAUACCCUCUGGCAGGGCAGUAUUGACCAGUCCAAAGUCUAGGUUGAAAACCAAAGGAGAUCAGGCAUUUACUGUACCAUUAGAGCCCCUAGACUUUGGAGUGGUCUGCCAGAGGAGAUCAGGCAUUUACUGUACCAUUAGAGCCCCUAGACUUUGGAGUGGUCUGCCAGAGGAGAUCAGGCAUUUACUGUACCAUUAGAGCCCCUAGACUUUGGAGUGGUCUGCCAGAGGAGAUCAGGCAUUUACUGUACCAUUAGAGCCCCUAGACUUUGGAGUGGUCUGCCAGAGGAGACCAGGCAUUUACUGUACCAUUAGAGCCCCUAGACUUUGGAGUGGUCUGCCAGAGGAGAUCAGGCAUUUACUGUACCAUUAGAGCCCCUAGACUUUGGAGUGGUCUGCCAGAGGAGACCAGGCAUUUACUGUACCAUUAGAGCCCCUAGACUUUGGAGUGGUCUGCCAGAGGAGACCAGGCAUUUACUGUACCAUUAGAGCCCCUAGACUUUGGAGUGGUCUGCCAGAGGAGAUCAGGCAUUUACUGUACCAUUAGAGCCCCUAGACUUUGGAGUGGUCUGCCAGAGGAGACCAGGCAUUUACUGUACCAUUAGAGCCCCUAGACUUUGGAGUGGUCUGCCAGAGGAGACCAGGCAUUUACUGUACCAUUAGAGCCCCUAGACUUUGGAGUGGUCUGCCAGAGGAGAUCAGGCAUUUACUGUACCAUUAGAGCCCCUAGACUUUGGAGUGGUCUGCCAGAGGAGAUCAGGCUUGCAGAUUCAGUGUCUCUUUUUAAAUCCCUGUUGAAGACACACUUUUAUAAAGAUGCUUUUAAUGUG